Messenger RNA from Symbiodinium sp. CCMP2592, 1497 nucleotides. NCBI's taxonomy places the organism in Eukaryota, Dinophyceae, Suessiales, Symbiodiniaceae. The record is from the annotation of a GenBank genome assembly.
AUGCGACCCGCUCAUGACAUACUUGUCAUGUUCGGACUUCUUCUUGCAGUUUCGCCACGUGCUUACUCCUGUAUUGCCGUUCCUCCACUUCCAGCACCGGAAGUGGUAGGUAGUGUGGAUGGUUACACGCACUUGCGCGUCCAUGUGCGCGAGGAGUUGGUGCUCUCAGUGCUCGAGGCAUCCCUCCCAGAGCAAGAGCGCCUCGUCGAAGACGCCUUGGAGCAACCCACCGCCUCAGCAGAAAGCGACCCAUACGGUCUGGUCCUCUGGCCGGCGGCGCAGGUUGUCGCAGCAGCCUUGAUUGGCCUGCUGGGCACUUAUGGGAAGAAACGCCCCGCGCGAGUGGUGGAACUCGGCGCCGGAACAGGGCUUUGCUCGCUGGCUGCGGUUGCUGCAGGGCACCAGGCCCUGGCGACGGAUUAUCGUGAGGAGCCUUUGGCACUCUUGCGCCAGGCCGCGGUCCUCAACGAGAAGCAGCUAAGCAAGACGCUGCCUGUGGAAACUGCACUGCUGGAUUUCACGAAGGAGGAUGUACCGGAAGCUGAUGUUGUGGUUGCAGCAGACCUGCUCUACUUGCGCUCAACGUCACAAGCGCUUGCAGCAGGAUGUGUCGCCGCCCUACGGCGAGGUGCCCAAGUCCUGGUUGGAGAUACAGGGCGGCCUGGGCGACCUGCGUUUCUGGACGUGCUAAAGCAAGAGCUACGAGGUGCCGCCCGGCAGUUUCGUCCUGUCCAAGGAUGGACUCUGGUGAGCCCACGGCACGAACUGAUCUCUACGAGCCAAGCUCAACCACGAGUUCUCAGCGUCGGAUUGCUGCACCUGACUCCUGCAGACCUCGAAGAUUCACCAUACAUCAUUCUUAAGACCUUCGGCGACGUCACCAUGGAGCGAUCGAGCCGGCGCAGCGAGCUAUCGAGCAGGCCCACUGGGCGCAGGCUGCCCAGGCCCAGGCUGGCGCUGCUGGCGGCUCUGACUCUGGCGGCCUUGCCAGUCUGGUCUAGAAGCCAACUUACCACCACUUUCUCUCGCCCACCGACCUCGCGCCGUGCCCUCUUGGCACUUGCUGCGCCUUUGCCUGCGGCCGCGACUCCUGCGGCUCCGGCACUGGAUGACAUCCGGUGGGAUGAGCCAAAACGGAAGAAGACAGCCCUUCCGCAGCUUGCAGAAGAAUUCACGCGCGCUUUCCAGCGUACCCAGUGGGGUGUGAAUGGACGAGUGGAGCCUCGGUACUUCGCCGAUGGUUUUGUAUUUCGCGAUCCAGAUGUGACAACGAAUGGUAUUCGCGAAUACGCCAAGGGCACCGGCACCGUGCUGUCCGGCUGCAAAGCCGACGCUGUCGAUGUCCAGAUCAUCGAACCGGACAAGUUUGCAAUUCGGUGGCGCAUUGAGGGCACGGCGAAUGUCCCUUUUCCGGGUCUGAAGAUAAAGCCGUACAUCGUCACCAGCACCUUCACCGUGAAUGAAAAUGGAUUGGUGGACUCCGAAACGGAGCUUUGA